UCUACAUUCAACUCCAAGGACUGAGACAUUCCAUUGUAGCGGAGCAGAAAGUCCGCUCUGGACGUGCACAAGCGACGCCCCUUUUUGCCCCUUACGGCGAUCUUCUAAUGAGCGCGACCAGAACGGCCGAGACGCGUUGAAUAUCGUAGGCUGACAGCAGAGGAGUCGCGCCUUACGAGCCGUGUUGUUGAAGACAGAAUGGACUCUCUCUCAUUCCAACUCAAAGUCUGGGCAAGCCACCACAGCUUGCGGGGAAACCCAUCUCCUGAUCCUCCCCUUGGAUCGUGGCAGUUAUAUACCUGCUACUCUUCACUCGCAGCUGCAGACCAACUCGAUCACCACACUCGUUGAACAACACCAACUACUUCCAUUCGCUCAUUAACUGAAUUAUACACCAACCGUACUGUCGCUCCUUACGCCAUGCGCACUUCCAACUUGGUUGGUGUUGGCCUCGGCCUCACCGCGACGCUCAUUAGCUCGGCCUUGGGCCAGACUUCGAUCUACUGUUGCACUACCGGCGUCAACAUUUACGUGACGCAGACUGUCACGCAAGUCUUUGCAACCCCGGUCCUCAUCGAUGCCUUCAUUCCCGCCAACACCGACAUUGUCAUCAACGACGGCUUGACUAUUCCCGUCACCGACGCGCCGACGCACCUUGUGACUGAGGUCAUCGCUCUCCGCACCUCGACAACCGUCUCGGUUAGCAGCACUGUAGUUUCCGACUAUCGACUUUGCUCCACCAGUGGUUCCAGCACUAUCGUCGUGUCUACACUGUCGAGCAUUGAAAGCUCGUUCACCGCCGCCACAUCGGGUGCCACGACCUCUGAGGGUGGCAGUUCAAUUGUAACUGGAGCCAGCGCUGCUACUUCCACGGGAGCUGUGUCUACCUCCGAAGGUGGAAGCACAACCGCUGUCGGACCAUCCAGUGUGGUGUCAUCCAGCACCGAGUUACCGGUAACCACCACCGUGGUAUCCAGCACCACGACAGCGUCAAGCACCCCCUCCUGCAUUCCUCUGGACACGCUGCCUCUAGUAUGCGGAACGCAACUUCCCGCAGCCUGCCUGACCCUCCCCCCAACCCCCCUCGCGGCUGACCUUACGGCGUGCGGAACCGCCUUGGGCACGUUUGACGCCAUUCCUGCACUCGCAGCCUGCCUUGUCCCGGGUCUGCUGUCGGGGGCUGAGGUCGAAACUUGUCUCCUCGAAGCCGUCGAAGGCAUCUGCAUCCAAGUCCUGCCGGAGGCGUGCCUAGUCCUCAACACCAUCCUCCUCCCAGUCGCAUCGGAAUUGGACGCAUGCCUCGACUCAAUCAUCCCAUUCGCCACCGUCACCGUCACCGACUGCCUGAACAUCGUCGGUCCAACCUCGGGCCCCGGCGCCCUAGCCUGCGUCGCCGCCAGCCUGAACCUCGCACCCAUCGACACCGAGCUCGCCGCCUGCCCGGCGGACAUCACCGGGGCCAUCUUCGACUGCCUGACGCUGCCGGCGUCGUGCCAAGCGUUCGCGGGCAUCCCCCUCGGCGACAUCUUGGACCUCGGCACGGUCUCGGUGAACUGCAUCACGGACCUGACCGCGGACGGGAUUGCGCCGAUCGGCGCUUUCGUCACCUGCGCCACCAACAUCGUGGGGUUCAGCGGCGACCAGAUCCUGACCUGCCUCAACACGCAGGUCGCGGACACGUGCCUCACCACGCUGCCCGCCGCCUGCCUGGACCUGGCCGAUGUCACCGACCCGGCCACCAUCCUCGCCGACCUCCCCGCUUGCCAGGCCUCAAUUGGCGUCUAUCUCACGCCCGACGCAGCGACUUGUCUGGCUGCGCCCAUCACCACCGGUCGGAAUUUGGUGCUCUGCCUCAUAACGGCGUUGACUCAGGUGCCGAUGAUUUAGGCCCCCCCCUGAUACUGGUUGUGCGUCGAAGUUUUUGCCGAGGGGGGGCGCAAUGUAAUGGAGCUUAUAAAUACGAAGAGGGGAACUGAACCUUUCAUUAUCUUUUCAGGGUAUUCUGCCUUAGCUUUAGUCUGCCGAGAAGCAUCAAGUCUUCCAAGUCUCGCCGUGUUGAAAUACCGAAUACCUGCAUUUGAAGGAGUUCACCCCAGACCUUUUCCUUCCCGACCGUUGACAGCUUGCUCUGGGCAUCUCUUCCCGUGUGCUAACCGUGGC
Messenger RNA from Phialemonium atrogriseum, 2160 nucleotides. RefSeq lists its product as uncharacterized. Bases 421 to 1887 code for a protein of 488 amino acids. NCBI's taxonomy places the organism in Eukaryota, Fungi, Ascomycota, Sordariomycetes, Cephalothecales, Cephalothecaceae. The transcript is spliced from 2 exons. The record is from RefSeq and is a predicted model, not a curated record.